CUCUUUCAAAGCAAAGGCUUGCUCCCCUCUCUGGCAUUUCUACGUUGUCUCAGGUACUUCAUUUAAGGAAACUUGGCCAGUCACUUGAAAGCCAAACCGACUGUUCCCUCAUGAGCAAUACCACGCACCCUCUGAUAUGUCUCUCCAGGUCUCAUCCCCAACGUUUCUCGGCCUAGAAGGCUGCCAUGUGUUUGUGACGGGCGCCUCUGGGGGAGUCGGUCGGGCUGUCAUCAACGAAUUUCUGGCCAACGGGUGCCGGGUCACCUCUUUUGAUAGGAACCCGUUGAACGUCGAGGCGAUAUCAAUUUCAGAGGAGCAGAAGACGAGACUUCAGCACGUUUUGGGCGAUUUGAGAGACGAAUCGUCCAUUGCGCAGGCUUUUGUAGAAGCCAGCACCAAGUUUGGCCCAGUCCAGAUCCUCAUUGCGAACGCUGGCAUCACAGACGAGAGUAGUCAUCCAGCGAUCUGGGAUAUUGACACAGAGAGAUGGGAUGCAGUCUACUCUGUCAAUGUCCGAGGAACUUUCCUGACCAUCAAACACUUUCUUCGCUCGGUUAAGCAAGCUCAAGACGCAUCGGGCCAGGAGCUAGACAAUGUCGCUAUUGUACUCACUGGCUCCGAAACAGGCGUUUUUGGUCAGGCUGGUCAUGCUGAAUAUGCAUCGGGCAAAGCAGGUCUUCAAUACGGACUCGUAAAAACGGUCAAGAACGAGAUCGUGAAGCUCAAUUCAAAAGGUCGUAUCAACGCUGUUGCGCCUGGAUGGAUCAACACCCCAUUGAUAGGGGACCGACUAGAUGACCCAAAGGAGAGAUGGGCAGAGGCAGAAGCGACAGUCUCUCUCCGCAAGAUUGCAGAGCCCAGUGAUGCAGCUCGUUGUAUGGCAUUUUUGGCAUCUCAUAGAGCUGCAGGCCAUAUCACAGGCCAGUGCAUAUCUGUAGAUGGAGGCCAGGAGGGUCGCUUACUAUGGAGAGAGACACAGGAUGAGCUUCACGCCAAGGCCACCAACGAUUCCCUGGCGGGUCGAGUGACCUUGACAAGCGCUACAAGUCUUCCUGAAAAGCGCCGCAGGUUGAGGAUUUGUCUCUCUGUUGACUUUGACGCGGUCUCGGGGCUGAUAGGAACGGGCCAUGUGCCAGAGAAUAAACUCGCUGACUAUUCAGCUGCCCACUUCGGUGGCAACGUCGGCGUUGAUAGGUUAUUGAGGGUGUUCAGGAAGCAUGGAAUCUCGCAACAUGUUUCCUGGUUCAUUCCAGGCCAUUCCAUGGAAAGCUACCCCCAACAGACCCAAGCCAUCGUUGCGAGCGGCGCAGAGAUUGGCCUUCAUGGGUACAGCCACGAGAGCGCAUACUCCUUGUCUGAGCAACAAGAGAGAGACAUACUUGUGAAGUGCAUCGAACUAGCCACUCCGCUUUGUCAGGGUAAGAGGCCUGUUGGGUAUCGAGCUCCCCUGUACGAGAUCAGGGAGUCAACAGUGCGCCUCCUGGAAGAACACGGGUUUCUCUACGACGCCAGCCUCAAUUCCCACGACAGCCUGCCUUACUUUCUCCCCAAGACAUUUGCCGAAGGCAAGCCGGCAAUUCCAGACUACAAUCAACCUGCUAGCACAUGGAUGAAGCCAAUAACAUUCACAGAGCAACCUGAGCCCGGAUCGCAGGAAGCGGAAGCGUCUUUAGUCGAGAUUCCCGGUAGCUGGUACACUGAAGAUGCUACCCCUCUAUGCUACUACCCACACUCGGCAACAACCCAAGGCUAUGUGAGUACGGAUGCCAUAGAGAAGAUGUGGCUGGACCGUUUUGAAUGGCUGUGGGAGAACGAAAGCUUUUUACAUGAAGGUCCUGGUGCUGGAUACGGAUCUAUCUUCCCACUCAUCCUGCAUCCUGAGUGCGCUGGGAGGACUCAUGUUAUUGGCAUGAUUGAAAGGUUCAUAUCCAAGCUCAAAGCAAAGGCGGGUAGUGCCAGUGAAGGGGAAAUCACCUUUGACUGUAUGGCAGAUGUAGCAAAGGCUUGGAAGACAAGGGCGGCUACACCAUAGGUAGUAACGUGACCUUGGAAUUUAC
Messenger RNA from Fusarium redolens, 2057 nucleotides. RefSeq lists its product as uncharacterized. Gene Ontology annotation, molecular function: hydrolase activity, acting on carbon-nitrogen (but not peptide) bonds. The record is from RefSeq and is a predicted model, not a curated record. NCBI's taxonomy places the organism in Eukaryota, Fungi, Ascomycota, Sordariomycetes, Hypocreales, Nectriaceae. The transcript is spliced from 2 exons. The coding region runs from base 137 to 2032 and encodes 631 amino acids. Gene Ontology annotation, biological process: carbohydrate metabolic process.